AUGAAGGUUUUGAUUUUGGUCGCGAUUUUUGUAUUGGAAAUCAAUGGACGUGAGUUUCAGAAAUUUUAUUUAAAAAAAAGAAGAAAAUAUGGAUUUCAGAGUUUUAUCGAGGAGAAUUAGAGCCUCGGUAUAGUAAAAGAACACCUUAUCGACAGGCCGGAGAUCUACCUGAUCCUGUUUUUGGAAUUGGACAUGGAAAUCGUCGAAAUCCAUUUGGCUCACCUUUCGAGGAACGUGAAGACAAUAGAGAUAGAAAUCACGGACCACCGCGUUUUUUCCGUUCCCGAUUUCGUGGACCCGAACAAGAACGAGAUCGAAAAAAUGGUUCAGGCGAGGAUGGACACAACUCAGAGGAGAAUGGUAAUCGAGAAGAAGAACAACCAGAACAACAAUUUGGAGAUAGAAAAUUUCGAUUGAUAAAUGCAGAUGAAGUUAGAGCAAGAUUUGAUAAAGAACGAGAAGCUAGAAAAGAGAGAGAACCAGAGGAAGAGAAGCAGAGUGAAAAAGGACGGAGAGGAGAUGGACGGCGAGAGUCGUCAGGUGAGAGAGAAGGCGACGAUGAGAGACGACCGACAUGGAAAGAUAGGGAACAGAGACCAAGACAUAAUGAAAGACCGAGAUAUCAAGAAGAAUCAGAGAGACCCAGAGAACAUGGUAGAGAAAGAUCGAGAGAGCACGAGGAAGGUGAGAGACCCAGUCAUCCAGAAUCUACCGAUGAGGAGAGAACACAAGCAAACGGGAGAUCGAGACAACCAGAGCCUCAUGAAGAGGAGAGGCAUAGACAUCCAGAACCUACUGAAGAUGAGAGGCCACAUGCAAGCGAGAGAUCCAGAGAUCGAAAACCUGAACAGCACCACGAAGAGAGAAAAGAACCUGAUCAUCCAGCUGAUAGACCCAAAAACGUGAGGCCGAACGAGCGACCACACGAACAUGAGAAAUCCAGAGAAUCAGAACACGGAAAAACUUUAGAAAAUGAUGAGAAGCCAAGGCACAAAAACGAGGAGCGAUCAGGACAAGAAGAUAAACCCAAAGAAGCUACAAAAGUUGUUGGAUUAAAUAUGCAAAUGGUAGCUGGAGUAUAUCCGAAAAAAGAAGAGAAAACCAAGUUUUUUCGGAACCCCGAUUCGCAAAAUGAACAUCGAGAACGACGAGGAGAUCAGGAAAAAUAUGAAGAACAUCGGAGACCUGAGAAGGAAAGAAGAGAAGAAGAGACUGAUGAAAAUGCGGGAGCGAUUCCACCCGAAUUCCCACCAUUUCCCAAGUUCCCAGGUUAGUUUAAAAUAGGGAAAUAUAAAGGAGAAAUCAAAAAAUCGGGAAAAUGAAAUGACAUAUAAUCAAAGAAAAAUAAAUAUAAAUAAAGAUUGAGAAAAAACAUAAAUUAGGUUAGUAUUAUGAACUUAUUGUUAGGAGAAAAAUAAAAAUAAAGAGUUCAAUAAAAUUGGAUUUUGAUCACCGGAAAUUUACGUUGAGGUGAAAAUUAUAUGGUUAUUUUGAGAAAAAAGGUGAAUAAUUUACGAAGAUCAAUGAAAUAUACGUAGACUUGAAAAAAGGAACUUUAGAUUAAGACACAACUUUACGACUGAAUGCAUGUUUCUCAGAUCAAACUUUGGGGCAAACUAGAAAAAGCAAUGAAACACAUUUUUUGAAGAGUUCGAAAAUUUGAACGGUAGAAAAAUUUUGAAAUUUUAGAAAUUUCUGAUCAUUUAAUUUUUUCAGAUAUUUUGAAAGUUGUAAUUAGGUAAUUUUUUCCUUGGGAAAAAAAAUCAAAUUAUUGAUUCUAGACGGCAAAUUGCUCAUUGUUAUGUAGAUUUUUGAACAGAAAAACUUCCAAAAAAUAAUCUAGAGCGGUAAUAAAUCAGCAUAACUUUUCCUACUCAACUCCCCGCCUAUAAAUAUAUUUUUUUUAUGCUGGCGACGUUUUUGAAACAAUCCCCUCAUUUUAUGUCAAUAUCUAAUCAUGAUAAUUUCUAGGAUUUGGCGGAUUCCCAUUCCAUCAACCAGAUCCCAGACAAUUCGGUGGUUUUGGCGGUUUUGCGGGUGGUCCUUGGAACGAACCUCGAGGAUCUGCCGAACAACGGCCAAGAUCGUCUCGAGACGACGUUGAAGAACCUGAAUCAAGAUCUGAAAAUGACCGACGACCAGAUUCGAAAGACGAAAGAGAAUCAACAGAGCAAAACAAUCAUCCGACCCUUGCCACAAUUGCACCAACAACUGCACCAAUCACAACUACAUCAUCCACCAUUGGAAAAGAAGAACCAAGUCUUGUUACACCCAAAACUUCGGAUCGAAAAAUCCGAAGAAAUGAAAUUGAUUCAAGAUUUGAUGGAAGAAAUGGUGAAAAGUCAAAGAUUGAAGACAAUGAUUUGAAAAUGCCAACACCUGGCAGAUUUGUAACAAGUAUUCGAGCUAAAAAAUCCGAAGUUACCUCAACUAUUUCUUCUCCAACUUCUGCCAAACCCGAAGUUACCACAAUUAUUCUGCCAACUGAAUCAAUUAUAAGAAAUAUAAGAGAUGGUACAAGAGUGAAGAUUGUUUGA
This is a messenger RNA of Caenorhabditis angaria, 2537 nucleotides long. The record is from the annotation of a GenBank genome assembly. NCBI's taxonomy places the organism in Eukaryota, Metazoa, Nematoda, Chromadorea, Rhabditida, Rhabditidae.